AUGACGGCUUCUGUUGCGACAAAUCCUUCGACAUUAUUACCACUCGAACUCGUCGAUAAAUGCAUCGGUUCCAGAAUACACAUAAUUAUGAAAAACGAUAAAGAAAUUGUCGGUACUUUAUUAGGUUUUGAUGAUUUUGUCAAUAUGUUACUUGAAGAUGUAACAGAAUAUGAAUCGACACCUGAAGGAAGGAGAAUAACAAAAUUGGAUCAAAUAUUAUUAAAUGGAAAUAAUAUAACAAUGUUGGUACCUGGUGGCGAAAUGCCAGACACAUAA
Messenger RNA from Pediculus humanus corporis (human body louse), 276 nucleotides. RefSeq lists its product as uncharacterized. Gene Ontology annotation, biological process: mRNA splicing, via spliceosome. Gene Ontology annotation, cellular component: U6 snRNP; Lsm1-7-Pat1 complex; U4/U6 x U5 tri-snRNP complex. Bases 1 to 276 code for a protein of 91 amino acids. NCBI's taxonomy places the organism in Eukaryota, Metazoa, Arthropoda, Insecta, Psocodea, Pediculidae. The record is from RefSeq and is a predicted model, not a curated record. Gene Ontology annotation, molecular function: RNA binding. The transcript has 3 exons.